Molecule: messenger RNA, 813 nt
Organism: Pseudopipra pipra
Lineage: Eukaryota; Metazoa; Chordata; Aves; Passeriformes; Pipridae
Gene: PIGY
Product: phosphatidylinositol glycan anchor biosynthesis class Y
Exons: 1
Coding region: 118-348 (76 amino acids)
Biological process (GO): GPI anchor biosynthetic process
Cellular component (GO): glycosylphosphatidylinositol-N-acetylglucosaminyltransferase (GPI-GnT) complex
Source: RefSeq, a predicted model, not a curated record
CCCAUCAUCGACGGCAUCCCCAACAUGGUUCCGGAGGCUGCCAGGAUGACGCACAGGAAGCCUCCGGCCGAGGACUCGGAGCAGCCCUGAGGACCCGCCAGGCACAGCGGUAGCCUGAUGGCCGGGGGAGGGAUGCUGCCCUCCCUGCCCACUCUGACUGUGCUCGUUCCCCUCCUGUCCUUGGCAGGCUUGUUUUACUCAGCCAGCGUGGACGAAGCCUUCCCACAGGGCUGCACCAGCACGAACAGCCUGUGUUUCUACAGUCUCCUCCUUCCUGUUACAAUACCGGUUUAUGUGUUCUUUCACCUUUGGACCUGGAUGGGGAUUAAGCUUUUUAGGCACAACUAGUGAGAUGCGUUUGCUAACCUCUGGGCUUCUCUAAAUCAACGCAGCUGGUUUAAUCUCAUCGGGUAUUGCAGUUCGUUGGAGAGUUCCCUUUGGCACUAUGGACUGUCAUAAUUUUCCUAGUAGUAUCUGAAACUGUACGAAGCAGCAGCCCAUUGUUACCUACUGCUAAGGCAGAUUUAGAGUAGGAGUCAUAAGAAGCACUAAUUCCCUCUGUUGUAUCCCUCCAAGAGUGUUGUUGUGCAUUUGUAGUGGCACUGAUGAAAACCACCUAGGUGGAAGUUGUUUUCAUGAGGGAGAACUGUACCCUGACUGAGAAAACUGAUCUUAAAUAAUACACUAAAAUAAAAUAUGCAGUCUUUGAGGACUUUGGUUUUGUUUUAACCUGAUGUAUGUACUGAAAUAUAUUUGACUCACUGUCAGAAGAACAUAAACUAAAAUAAAUUAGGCUGGUGUUUCGUAACAAAA